AUGGCGCGGAUAGGCGAGCUCAAGCCGUGCAAGCCGACCAGCCCCGGCCGCCGGCACCGCGUUGUCAUUGACAAGGCGGGCCUGUGGCGCGGCCGGCCCGAGCCCUCGCUGACGACGCGCAUCGCCGGGCAGCACCAGGCGGGCAGGAACAACACCGGUCAGAUCACGACGCGUCGGCGCUCGGCACCGCACCACCGCCGGCUCUACCGCAUGAUCGACUUCCACCGGCGGCGCGCUGAUCCGGCGGUUGUCGAGCGGCUCGAGUACGACCCCAACCGCUCCGCCUUCAUCGCGCUCAUCCAGUACGCUGCCGACGGGCAGCGGUCGUACAUCCUCGCGCCGCAGGGGCUCUCGCUCGGCGACACGGUCGAGUGCGGCGAGGAGGCGCCCUUCACGCCGGGCAACGCGAUGCCGCUGCGGCUCAUUCCGGAGGGGACGCGGGUGCACA
Emiliania huxleyi CCMP1516 is the source of this 448-nucleotide messenger RNA. RefSeq lists its product as hypothetical. Gene Ontology annotation, cellular component: ribosome. The transcript has a single exon. The record is from RefSeq and is a predicted model, not a curated record. Gene Ontology annotation, molecular function: structural constituent of ribosome; RNA binding. Lineage: Eukaryota; Haptophyta; Isochrysidales; Noelaerhabdaceae. Gene Ontology annotation, biological process: cytoplasmic translation. The annotation marks the transcript as partial.